AUGUUACGAUCGACGAGUCGGAUACCCAUUGGAAAGCUACUAUCAAGAAGAAUCCAUCAUCAAACCAAUGGGUUGAUUGUCAGUUCAAAAGAUGUAAUUCCAUCGAAAAAUGUGUUGCCCAGACAGCAAAAACGUCAAAUUCUGUUCAAAAUGGGGAAUGAGACGCCAGCAAGGGUUGUGGGAUAUUAUGUUGUAUUUCCCGUAAUUCCGGAAGAGACUGUAGAGAACAACUGUUUCAUGUGUAACAUUGCGAAAAGUGAAGAUUGGCCGAAAUUGGCGACCGCGGAGCCCAGAGAAAUGUACGAGGGAACUGUGAGAAUGCUCAUGGACUACGGAGCCACUGUAAUGGAACAUAUGGAGCAUUUGGCGACUUUGCCAGCCGAAGAUCGAAAAUUCGAGAACGUCGUCGAUCCGCUGCUCACCGAGGAGUACGAUGUGAAUUUUGCGUUUCAGACGCUCGUGCUGAAAAUGCUCACUGAUUGGCCAGAUUGUAAUAGGAAACUUUUUGAUGCCGAUCUUCAUCAUAUCAAAAUCAUGUGCGCUCGUGACCAAAUGGAAAAAUUGACGAAUAAAGAUUUCCAAGAUGCCAUUAAACAGCUUUACGAGUCCAAAGAAAACGGACUCUCCGAGUGGCAAUCCAGACUUCUUGAGUGGUAUUUGCUGGAGAUCAAAGCUUCCGGCCUUGACAAACACGAUGAUAAGACCCGAAAAGUGCUCGGAUCAUGGAGCAAAUUCAUCGAUGAGUAUAGGAGCAAGUACAUCACCGGCGUGAUGUCUACCAACGAUCAGCAGACGUUCGUUGUGAACGAUAAGAAAAUCAUCAAGGAUGCUCCACCGCACAUUUUGCAAAAGCUAGCUGUCGAUGAACAAAGCUGGGAAUCAGGACCAUGGCGUGGCCGUAUGACACCCCACACCAUCUACCCCUUCAUGCAGUACUGUGGUGAUCGACAACUCAGAGCGACGGCGUGGGAGAAAUGGACGAGUAAAGCUGGCUUCGAUCACGAUUUCUACAAUAAUUCUAUCAAUAUUGAAGAGUUGAGACAUAAUAACGAAGGACUAGCCAAAACGCUUGGCUAUGCUUCGGUUGCCGAGCAUCGAUUGGCUAAUAAAAUGGCGGCGUCGCCAGACACUGUUAGAGGAUUUAUCAAUGCUCUGACCCGCCGCAUCCGUCCUGUCGUAAUCGAUCGAAUGGAAUCCUGGUCUGCCUGGGCGUCCCGCUGUGAGCUAAUCACCGGAGAGCUCCAAGCCUACGAUAUGCCAUACGUCUGCAGAAAAGAAGCUGAACAUCACUACGACGUCAACCCAUUGGACCUGAUGAAUCACUUCCCAUUCUGGCCCACAUUCCAAAACAUCGUCGGAGUCGUUGGCCAUAUUUUCAAUUUGGAAUUCAAGGAUAUCACUGAUAAGGGAUACGAGAAAGCUCAUGCUGACGCCAGAAUCUAUUCUGUUGGAGACAAGUUCAGUGGUCAACACUACGGCAGGCUGUACAUCGAUCCGUAUGAUAGACAGAAUAAACGAGGUGGAUGGAAUGUGAUGUUGGCAAGACCAGAGUCAAAGGAACGGGGAUUGGAUAAGAUUGUGUACUUCAUUGGAUCGGCAGUGGCACCAACUGCGAAUGGACCUUCUCUUCUGCAUCAUCAACAAUUACAACAGUUGCUUUUCCAUUUCGGUCGAAGUGUUCAACUGCUUCUCUCCCAAUCGCCAUACCGUGACAUCGCCAUCCCAUGGUCUCCAUUCUACGCCUCCGACUGGGACGCUGCUGACAUGUUCCCUACGUUCCUCCAGAUGUUUGUGACGAAACCAAACCUCCUGGCUACCAUCAGCUCCCCACACAUCAUCACCAAUCAACCACUCACCGAAGAGCACGCCAACUCAGUAGCCCUGACCAUCUCAAGAGCAUCACUCUGGGAGACCUACCGUACCUUGUUCUGGAGUGACUUUGAUUUGUCGAUUUACGAGAUGGAGGAUCGAAAACAAAAGUUCUGGUUGGACAUGUACAAACAAAUGUAUGAGGAGUAUUUCCCGUUCAAGAGAAACAAGAAUGACUAUCAGCCGUGCUCGUUUACGCCGAUUUUUGCUCUUCAACCACAUAUGAGCAUGUAUUAUAGGAAGUUGUGGGCAGAGAUGCUUGCGUUGGACAUUCACGAGACAUUUGAUGAGGAAGACAACGAGGUGCAAACCGGAGAACGACUGAAAACGACAGUUCUGAAUAGAGGAAGUGGUGACGUGGCGAAGGAGUUGUUCAAGCGAUUCCAAGGCCGAAAUCCAUCAGUCGGAGCGAUUUGCGAUCACUACGCUCCACCGUUGACACUUCAGGAGGGAAUGAAAUCCAUGUCAUCUGGCCCGGCAGCCGCUGGCUCGUCAUCGGUUAACACUGAAACACAGGUUGUCGAUGAGAUUCCCGAGGCACUGAACACGAUUCUGCUGAUGGUGGUGAAGAAUUUCUUCUCGAAUGAGCACUUCCUAAUCGUGUACCACAUAAUGCGUGCUCAGUGCAUUCGAGAAGAGAAUCUGAAAGCACGUCUUCAGUUCGAUCAGAAGCAGUUACGACAACUUAUACAGCAACUGAAACACGAGAAACUGGUCAAAGAGCGGAUAUUUACACAGAAGAACGAGAACAACCGGACGGUCUCCAUCCUGUUCUACUACAUCAAUUAUCGAGCCGUGUUGAAUGUGGUCAAGUACAAAAUUGAUCAUAUGAGACAAAAACUGGAAUCUCGCGAGCAAAUGGACACGAAUCGAGCUCACUACAAGUGCAACACGUGUCAGAGUACAUAUGAUUUACUAGACAUUGGUAGAAUACUGGAUCCUGAAACUGGUCGACUCAUUUGCUGGAGGUGUCAUGGAGAAGUGCAAACUGAUGAAUCAGCGGUGCCGUCGAGGACAACAAGGACCGCCGUCGCUCGAUUCAACGAACAAAUGAACACACUCUACUCGCACAUCUGCGCUCUAAACGGCAUCCAACUGGCUCCACAUCUUCUGGAACCGGAUAUAGCCAAAUAUCUGGAAGACGACAAAGCCGCGGCUCUUCAACUACAACAACAAAUGGAUUUCACGUCUGGAGGAGGUGGUGGAGGUGCCAGAAUUCAGUUGGGUGGUGUUGCACACUCUUAUCACAAUGCGGCGUCGAUCAAUUAUGCGAAUGGGGAUUCGGUGUUUGUGGAUUUGAAUGCGGAUCAUACAAAGGGACCUGUCGAGGAAGCGAAGAUCAUACCUGAAUGGCUGAAGGACACUGCUAUAGGUGGAGAAACAUCACACAAUGAUAACAUUUUGGAUCAAGCCACAACCGAUGAAGACGAUCCAUCACUGACCCAACGUCGCUAUGGACCAUCUAUAGAAUACUUGAAGGAAAUCGAGUGCGACGACAACUAUUCAGAUAAGAAACCCAUCAAAAUCGAGGAACCCCCCGCGAAACAGAUGAAACUAGAAGAAGGAGCGGUGCCACCAGAUGAGGAGGUCAAGGUGAAAAUGGAGGUGGACGAUGAGCAACAUCCUGAUGACGUGGCUAAAUUCGAGGAGGAAGAAUGCAUGAUACACGUGGCAGGACGCACCGUCCCGUUGAGUCAAGUGACACCGAAAAUGGUUGAGGAGGAGAUGAAUGAGCGAGAGCAAGAGGAGUACUGUACUGCCGUGCAGGACCUUUUCGCCUUGUUCUUCACUCAACAGUGCUCGGUUUAUUGA
Messenger RNA from Caenorhabditis briggsae, 3681 nucleotides. The record is from RefSeq and is a predicted model, not a curated record. The transcript has 20 exons. Gene Ontology annotation, biological process: proteolysis; transcription initiation at RNA polymerase II promoter; peptide metabolic process. NCBI's taxonomy places the organism in Eukaryota, Metazoa, Nematoda, Chromadorea, Rhabditida, Rhabditidae. The coding region runs from base 1 to 3681 and encodes 1226 amino acids. Gene Ontology annotation, molecular function: metalloendopeptidase activity.